CUUUUUUUUUUUUUUCCCCUUUUUCUUUUCCUCCUCCCGGGUCUCUGGAUGCUGCAAAAGGCAGGCGAUUCUUGCUUAAUUAGAGGCAACUAAGAAAUGCGAGAAAUGAGGAAGCUGCCAAGUGCAGACGGGGCUUUGGAUGGAGCUGUGCCGACCCCGGCGGCGCCGCCGCUGAGGGAGUCGCCCAGGGCGGGCUGGGUGCCCGGGGAGGGGGGGCAGCGCCUGCCCCGAGGCCGUGGGAGGGGGCCCGUUGCCCGCCGGCGCCCCGCCGCGGCCGCUGGCACAUGUGGCCGCUCCUGGCCUCGCUCUGCCCAGCUGUGAAAUGGGCACAAGGAAGCGGGCGGGCCGGCGGGGAGGGUCGGCGAGGUCGAGGCCGCGCAUGCCGUGGGCCUGGCUCCCCGGGGAGGACCCGGGUCGCCUCGCUGCCGUCACCACCGUCCGCGCCCUCCCUCCGCUCGCUGCGCCGCCACCGAGCGCGGGCAGGGGCGGGUAGGCGAUUGCAACACAGCCAGGUGUCGUCCCCUUCAUGGCCCUGCUGCUGCUGCACCGGAGGCUGGUGGCUGGCCGGGCCUUGCUGGUGAACGGCCCCGGCGCUGGCUGCCCCAUCAACAGCUUGUGCCGCUCCAACGUCCAUGAGCAGACCCGCAAGCAGGUCGCGCUGCUCAACGCCACGGCUCAGGACCUCUUCAGCCUCUAUCUGAAGUGCCAGGGAGAGCCUUUCAGCAGCGAGACAGACAAGCUCUGCAAUCCCAACGGCGUCUACUUCCCCGCCUUCCGCGUGAACCGGACGAGCGAGAAGGAGGUCAUGGUGGCCAUGUACAAGCUCUUUGCCUUCCUCAACGCCUCUCUGGGGAACAUCACACGGGACCAGGAGGAGCUCAACCCCACAGCCAAGGAGCUUCUCGACCGCCUCCACAACACCACCAAGACCACACGGGGCCUCAUCUCCAACCUCACCUGCCUGCUCUGCAAGAACUACAACAUCUUCCAGGUGGACGUGAGCUAUGGGGAGAGCAGCAAGGGCAAGAGCGCCUUCAAGAAGAAGCAGCAGGGCUGCCAGGUGCUCCGGAAGUACGUGCAGGUCAUCUCCCAGGCGGCUCGCAUCCUGCUACCUCACCUGAGCCCUGCAUGAGCGCCCAGCCCGCGGCACCUCUUGCCCCACCGCUGAGCCCACAAAGCCGCAAGAGGAUUCAGAAAGGAUGGUUGAGCCAAGACCCCUUCAAGAGAGACCUCGGUGCUGGCACCUGGCAGGGGGGACAGCUGACAGCAGGAUGGGGACCGGGCAUUCCUACAUCCCCACCAGCCCCAAGCUUGCUGCGGGGCCACCACAGCGUUGCCUGGCCCCCAAAGGUCCUUCCCUUCCAACGGUCCCUCUCGCCUUCGUAUUUAUUAUCUCCUCCUGCUCUCCCAGCCCUCCUGCCCUGGCACCAGCCCUCUCCACUGCUGCCGCACGCUUUAAUUUAUUUGAUGCUCCACGGGGGCAGCCGCAGCAAGGGCGAUGUCGCAGGGUAUCCGUGACCGUGCUCUGGGCGCAGCAGCCGGGCGCAGGGCAGGUGUCCCGCGCCAGGCUGGAUGGGCCGGUCCCCACGGGGUGGCCCUGUCCUUGCAAGGCCUGCACCGGCAGGAGGCUUUUUGGACCCUUCACUUUGGGGUCUUGUAAAUUUUGUUAAAAACGGGGAGAAUAGCAAGGGUGGGCCUCAAUCGUGGGAGCCUCUUGGAGUCGGCGCACCGCCAGGAGCGGGUCGGCGAAGCAGAGAGUGACCGUCGGAAACACCUGAACCGCUUAGCCAAAAGCCUCCUCGUCCGAGGGAUUCGCCCGCCAGAGGCCUGGAUGUGAGUGCCAGCAUCGCCAACGCACGGCACAAAGCAGCCACCGCUGGCGGCGUGAGGCCGUGCCGCGCUUAAGCCCCGCGUCUCGAGCGCCAGGUGCACGCUGAGAGGGAGCCCUGAUCCGCUGCGCGGACGGGACCCCCCAGACCAGUGGCGAGCCGGGAGCAGGCAGCGGAGGCGCCUGGCACAGGACCACGGACUUCUGGGUGCCGGCACGGCCAUGCCGCCACUUGCGCCUGGCUGAGAGCUGCCGGCCGCCUCCGGCGUGGGUCCGGAGCCAGCCGUCGUGGCCGUGGCAAGCCAAGCGGCUCUCCUGUGGAGCUAGGAAAAGCGCUUUUCCCCUCAAAAGGGGCUUGCGAAGGGAGUGCCGGCCUGUUUUGCGGGGCCGCGGCUGCGGGGCGGGAGUGCGGCCCCCAGCCCAGCGGUGCUCCUGCUGCCGCACGGUGCUGCGGAGCUCUUGGAGCUGGCACCGAGAGCCGCAUCGGGGUGCCGAGGGUGGCUGGAGCCCCAGACGGCAGCCGGCAGCUCCCAGUGCUCCGGCUGACAUGGCUGCAGCCUCGUCAGCAGGGCUCUCACCAGGCUUCGAAGCUGGGAAUUUAGCCCGGGGCCUGGCGCUUUGGGCCGGCGCCCCACUCCUCUUCCUCGCUCUUCGUCCCAGCGCGGAGAGGGGCCGGCCGGGGGCCUGGCGACGCGGUCACAGGCUGGACUGCGAGUGCUUAUUUAUUUGCUCGGGGAGGCUGGCGCCACCGUGCGUGUGAAAAGCCCAGUGUCCCCCUACCCCCAGUGCUGUGACCUGGCUUUUAAUAAUGUUAUUAAUAUAAUAAUUAUGAUAAUAAUAAUUAAUUAAUAAGAUUUGUGGUAAUAUAUAGAGAGAAGUCUAUUUAAAUAUUUAUUUUUUUAUACUUUUUUAAAAAUAAACUCUC
Molecule: messenger RNA, 2753 nt
Organism: Dromaius novaehollandiae (emu)
Lineage: Eukaryota; Metazoa; Chordata; Aves; Casuariiformes; Dromaiidae
Gene: LIF
Product: LIF interleukin 6 family cytokine
Exons: 3
Coding region: 527-1132 (201 amino acids)
Biological process (GO): regulation of cell differentiation; leukemia inhibitory factor signaling pathway; immune response
Cellular component (GO): extracellular region
Molecular function (GO): growth factor activity; leukemia inhibitory factor receptor binding; cytokine activity
Source: RefSeq, a predicted model, not a curated record